AUGAAAUUAUCUUUUCAGCUAUUUUUUUUAUUUUUUUUUUUUCUUAUAUUUUGGAAUAAAUUAAAAUCUGAGUCUAAAUAUAAUGAUGAAGUAAACAAAACGAAUGAUGGUAUCUCUGAGGAGGAAAAAGAAGAAGUAUAUUUAGAAUUUGCUGAAUAUGAUUUAAAUAGAGAUGGUUUAAUUGAUGCUGAAGAAAUUACAUUAGUUUUAAAAAAUAUGAAAAAAUCUGACUUUGUAAAUUUUUUUAUAAAAGUAGACUUGGAUUCAUCAGGAACAAUUUCAUUUGAUGAAUAUAUGAUAUUUAUAGAAUCAAACUAA
Molecule: messenger RNA, 318 nt
Organism: Plasmodium gallinaceum
Lineage: Eukaryota; Apicomplexa; Aconoidasida; Haemosporida; Plasmodiidae
Product: centrin, putative
Exons: 4
Coding region: 1-318 (105 amino acids)
Molecular function (GO): calcium ion binding
Source: RefSeq, a predicted model, not a curated record